GUUUAUGCACAGCUUUUUAAAAAUAGAAAAUUGGAAUUUUGGCUGUGUAUCAGCUCUGCAGGAAUAUUCAAAUGGAUUAUGUUUGAACUUAUCAAUUUGUACGGGAAUUAAUGAAUCUUCUUGUUAUGACAAGCGGAUCCAGUAACGGAGAAAGGACUUACAUAGUUUUUUGAAUAGGAAGGAACCUAACUGUUCAUUUCUUAAUACAGACGGAUUUUUCCUUCAAAACACUCUACAUGAAAUGAAUGUAUCAUGAAAAAAGUUGAGCCUUGGAACAGCGUUCGUGUCACCUUCAGCAUACCGAAGGAGGCAGCGAACAGACUGAAACAAUUAGCUCAGCAAAACAGUGAUCAACUGAAACGAUUGGGUAUACUCUCAGUUCAAGUAGAAGGAGAUGAUAUCGUUAGAUUAUCAAUCACAAGUAGAGAAGGAAAUAUACAACACGUUGUAGUUCAUCAACAAUCUCUACCUUCGGCUGUUAAUACGAGUGCCUUAGCUCACAAUCCUAAUGAGAUUACACAUGGAAAUGGGCCACACGAAUUUGAUAAUAUUUUGAACCAGUUAACAGCCAGCCACAUACAAUCUAGUACAUCAGGAUAUGGUAACCCAGACCAGAAUGUCUUCGUAGUGCCUCAACCAACAACAAAAAAGAGAACCACUCGAAAGCCUAAGGAAAAGAAUCCAUCGAAAACUAAUGUCAAUGCUCUUAUAAGUGUGACGUCUAACGGACCAGCAAAUUUAAACACGAACACCCACGACAUACUGGCUGGCAGGAUGGGAAUGUCUGGUGAACAAGCUGCUACAGACACUCUAGGUUUGAGCGACAUGCCGAAUCUCGAUUUCCAUGACUUAAUAGGGGCAGAUGGUACUUCGGCACCAUUAGAUCUCGAGAUGGUAAAUGAUUUAUUACACAUGGACAGUAUGCCCCAACCACAAAAUCCAACGCUUGGCAUGUCGCCGUCUUCUCUUAACUCUAGUCAAGUUCAAUCUCAUUUGGAGGGACCUGGUAUGAAUAGCACACCCCAUUCUCUUACGAAUACCUCAGAUCAAAACGCAAAUGAAGUAGACGAUUUAUUUAAUCUCCAACUCCACAGCUUUGAAACGGAAGAUGAUCAGUCAACCAGUCACUUAACUCCAAGCAUAGGAGAUUUGUCAUCGUACAGCCAAGAUCACAGUUUCACAAAUGUUAGUGGACCCUCUCCUAUCACUUCCCAUGCAAUACAAAGGCAAAUGAGUUUCCCGCAGUAUUCUUCAAAACAAGGCUCAAUGCCGGGACAUAAUUCACAGGGUAUGUUCACUGCUGCAACUGGGAGGCAGAGUGUUGGGCCGAUCAACACGGGACUUUCUUCUCCACACCAUACCCAGCAUAUCAUGCAAAACCCAGGUGUGGGUGCAGACUCGAAUUCACAAGUGCCGGGGAUGAUGCACCCAGGAAACCAAAAAGGAAAUAUGAUUGGUCACCAACCUGACAUGACAGGUAAAAUGUUCCCAAAUCAAGUAAUGGAAAAAGAUACCAUGCAGAGUUUCAUGGGAUUCGCUCCAAACAUGCGAACGGGGAAUCCUGGAAUGAUCGGCCUGCAAAACAGGCAGCCCAUUCAACCAAUGAUGCAACAGCCUGUUAGUAACUGGAAGAUUCCGCCUGGAUCAAUUUCAUCUCAGCACCCACAGCACACCACUAUGCACCACUCUCCGGGUAUGACCUCUCCGAAACCUGGCAUGAAUAUACAAAUAUCGUCCACUGGUGGGUUUAAUCAGCCCUCUGGAGCUAUCAAGAGAGGUUAUCCCGGUUCAUCUGGUGCACCGCAGUAUUAUCCUGGCAUGCAAGGUCAGCCACCAGGACCCGUCGACAGCAAAGGCAUGUCAAUGACAAGUCCUCUUCUCGUUAAUUUAUUGCAAACAACAUCUGGUGUUACCACUACAGGGACGAGCACCAUCGCCGGUGUGGCGACUCCAACACAUCUUGCCGUUGGAGAACAACCUAAACCUAAAAGGAAGAAACCACCGAGGCGGAAAAAGACUUCGAAAAACAGCUAUACACCACCUGCAGCAGAUUCCAUGAUGAUUCCAGGGCAGAUGCAACCACACAUGUCACCUCAACAUGGAGGUGUACGGUUGUCCCAGUCACAGUUUGGAGGUCAAUUCGGGAUGCCACAGGUUAACUCACCUGGACCAGGACAGUAUUUUCAUCCUCAUGGCCAACCAUCAGUGCCUCAAAUGCAUGCUGGAAUGCCGGAAAUUUCUAAUAACAUGUAUGGUCACUUUUCCAAUGGAACCAAUUUACCAUCACCUGGCCUUCAUCCUAUGGGUAACAAGGCAUCACCUGGCCAUGUAUUCAGUCCAGAUCAAAAAACUUCUUACAUAGAAACUAUAAACAGGAGUGAUGUUGGCUCAAGGCUAUCAUCUGGAACUCCAACUCAUAUGGCUCACUCAAGGGCUCCAACUCCCGGCCAGAGUCCUUCGGGUCACGGUCACAUCACACCCAAUCAUAUGCCUCAGUCAUCUGGCGGUACAAAUGCAUUCAUGGGCGCCGGAUCUGGGACUGUUCACCAUGGUCCUCGGAUGACGGGCGGCAUGAAUGGAAUGCAACAUCAUCAAGGUCGUAUGUUGAUGUCACCCCCUGGGAUGCAACAGCGAGGAAUAGGUGGACCUAAUAUGAGGCUGGGUGGACCGUCACCUGGGAUGCAAACAAGCCCAAUGUUGCAACAGUUUCCGUCACAACAACAGCAGCCGUUUCAACAGCAUAAUCCACAAUUCCAGUCCCCACCUCCUAACAUGCAUGCAAAUUCAGCAGCGAUGUACAAUCAACCGGGAAUGAAACAAAAUCAGCCAAAUAUCAUGACCUCACCUUCGCCUUCAAUAUCCAGUGAAUUUAUGCAGGACACGCCUCCACCGAAUGUUGUCAUCAACGGAUCAGAUGCGUUGCAACAGGCCAUCGCUUCACAGAGACAGCAAGUUUCUGGGUAUCAAAAACGUGUUGUACCCAGUGACGCAAGUAUACAGAAUGAUAGUGGCAACAUGCAAAGUCCAAGCAGCUUUUUUCAUUCUCAAGCAAACAAUAGUCCAAGCCAUGGAUUGAUGAAGAAUCCUACCAAUCCUGCUAUGUAUUAUAACUCUACAGCUCAAAUGGCUGUGGCUGGUCCUAACAACUUCAAUAACAGCAACAAUAUGGGUUCUGAUAUGCAUUCACAGGCUCCAGGUGGUGGGAAUAUCUUGUCUUUACCAACCCUUCCCUCGUCAACAGCUAGCAAUAUUCCACACUGUCCAAAAUCUGAUGGAAGCAACAUGACAGAAGCCACAGUCACACAUUAUCCGAUGAGUUCAAGGCCUAAAAUGGGUGUUCUAGAUUCUGGAGAAAUGUCGGUUAUUCUCAAGGGUCCGUGUAACUCACCUGCUAGCAAUAGUGCACUGAAGCCUUUUCCUAUUGUUCCAUCGUUAAAUGAAGCGACUACUCGGAAAAUUUCACGUCAGUCAAAGAAAUCUCCUGGAUCUGUGACAGAUGGUCAUUCAAGCAGUCCAGGUUCGAAUCCUUCACACACUCCCUCUCCUGCCAGUGUCAAAAGAAGCAUCUCAUAUUCUAACCCAACCACUCCAUUACAUCUUGACCCCCUUGGGUCUCCGACAGCAAUGCAGUCCCAUUCGAGUAGCAGGAGCACAACUCCAAGACCAAAGAGCGGAUGUACGACGCCUAGAAGCAGAAGUGAGACACCGGUAGCAAAUUCAGGCUCAAACAGGCGGAUGUCAGUUGAGAGACAUCAAGGCUCGUUCCCCAGUGGACAACAUCAUGGAAUACAUCAAGGCAAUCCAACUUCAAUCGCAAUGAACGGUCCCAGUAUUUUAAAUAGGCCGCCAGGAAAACUUGAUGCAGGUCAGCAACAAAGCACGACUCCCACUACGAGUUAUCCAUACCCGUUUCCUAACCCUGGUUUUCUUGGCCCUCAAGGUACUGGUGAUACAUCACCAUUUCCUCAGGGUCACAACCAAGGAUAUGUUGGUGCUCCUCCAGCAUAUCCUAGGGAUCAUCCUUUUUCUCCCGCAUCCCAGCAAAACUUUGAAACGAAAACAUUUGGGCCGAGUGAUGUCCCGCCCAAGUCCCCAUGGGGCCACACUGUUCCUAACCAUACAGAGUCACAUAGCCAAAAUAAUCCCACUAAUUAUGGCGAUUCAAAUCGUUUACAAAAGCAAUUACAAUCUACAUCCCAACGACAGACUAUGACACCAAACUCGUUGCUAUCUCACGGUGCCAGCAAUCAUAUGCGGGAAGCGCACCCUUUAAACUGUUUUAAUAGUCCACAAACUGCUCCUGGUGUGUCUCCUCAGUCCAUAGAUACGACAUCUUCAGUUGGUGAAACAAACGCUUGUCGUUCGAACUCCUCCCCACAUUUCUUCAACAACCAAGCACAAGACCUGAUAGCGAACAGUAAAGCAAAACAAAAAGAUAACCCAUCAGUUACUACUGUUCCAUUACAGAGCUAGUAAAUGCAGAUUUGAGUUGCAAAGAUAAUCAUUAUUUUUUCUAUUUAUUUUCUGAAAUACUGGGGUACUGCGUUUCAUGUUCUCAAAUCACAAAACAACUUUUAUACUAAUAAUGAGAUCUCUUUUUCCUCAAAAUUUCCCAUUACCUGUGAUACAUGUCGUUUUUCAUACAGAUUCUGUCUUGUUGUUGAGGGAGGCAUGAUGAUGAAUCAUUAUAUUACAGGGCGUGGAGUGGGGUUGUGGGUGUUCCCAAGCGACAAUGGAUCAUCCAUUUAAUUGUUAAAAUUUUCUUGUUGAUUUUCAAAUGAAAUGUUAAUUUUAUGUUUUGCCAUGCAAUAGAAACACUAUGAGAUGAUAGAUGAUAUUUUUUUUUUUAAAUAUUGGGUAUUCUAUUUUUUUCUUAAUAAGGGAUAUAUGAUGAUUUUGAAUGAUCAUUUCAUGGAUCUAUUUUAAUGUUGAGACUAGUUACACCAUUCAGAACUUUAAAGAUCGAUGUACUUUUAUUUUUAAUUCACACUCGAAUCAUUUGGAGUAUUUAAAUUUAACAGCUAUUUGGAAAGUCUUUGAAAUAGAUUAAAAAAGUUUUGAUUCAAAUUUGUAUAACAUAAUUCAAUUUUCAUAUUUGCAGUACAAUAAAAACGAAUUUUACUUCAAUUCUCAGUAAAAUUAAUUAUGAAGGUAAGGUCAAGAUAAAGUACAGAUACAUAAGAUUAUAGAUUAGAAAGUUAUGGAAUGUCUGAACUCACAUUACAGGGAACUUGUUUUCUCUCUGAUUCCAUAAAACGUUUACAUUAGCAUCAGACCACACAAAAUGAUCAUACAUUUUUUUAUAGUGUGAUAUAUUUUUCGAUGUAGGUUAUCAAGGGUAUUCAUAUGUUCCAAGGUACUUUAAAUUUCAUAAAUAAUGAAAUUAAUCAACCAUGAUCCAGUGAGUUUGAAAAUAACAAAAGUCAUUCUUAAUCAAAAUCAAAUGUCUUGUCUUAUCUUUAUUCAAAAUGGUAUCAGUAGAAUAAUGUUCUGAAAUCUUGAAAAUGGAUGGUUGCAAUAAUUUUUCACUUUUUACGUUAUUUUUUUCGAACGAGAGGUGGAGUAAUUUAUUGGAAACUGCCAUUGGGGAUGAAGAUUGCAUUACUAGAAACAAAAACGUUGAAUCCAUUUUCCUGUGUAAUUGAAAAUACCAAAUGCAAUCUGAUUUCCAAUGACAGUUUCCCAUUUAUUGUCUCUGUGCACGUUUAAUAUAUGAAAUGCUUGUGGCGUCAAGAGUAUUGUUUUACGUACUAUAUAUGAAAUGGAUUCUUUUAACUGAAAAUCUUUUGCACCAUACCAUUGGUAUAUAGUUUUUUGUUCACUAUCAUUUGAUUCGUUAUGACUGCAUAUCUUUUUGGCAUGUUUCAAAUAUAAUCAAAUACUGCAGUCGAACAAAUUCUUGAUAAUCUAGCCAUAAUCUACUCACACAAUCCUGUCUCACCAACUCCACUACUAACUACUGCUGUCGCAAAUUGAAUUGAUUUAGAAUGAAAUCCUAUUUUGUCCAAUUUCUGAUUGUAAUUUUGGCGCUCCUGAAGUGUGUGUACUAAAAUGGAGGUGUCUAAUUUUGUUCUCCUACUUUUUGUCAAGUUGUGUACAGAGACUGAAACCUGUGGGCAAGGGGUAUGUAUAUUCACUUGGCUAUUGUU
Messenger RNA from Styela clava, 6149 nucleotides. RefSeq lists its product as uncharacterized. The record is from RefSeq and is a predicted model, not a curated record. Gene Ontology annotation, biological process: positive regulation of transcription by RNA polymerase II. Gene Ontology annotation, cellular component: transcription regulator complex; histone methyltransferase complex; nucleus. Lineage: Eukaryota; Metazoa; Chordata; Ascidiacea; Stolidobranchia; Styelidae.